CCGUCACAACAACGCGACUUGGACAGUCCAAAGCCGUAAUAGAACGCGGCACUGAAAGCUUGGCAAAGCAGGCCCCUUCACGCGUUUACACGCCAUAUCGCCUGAGUACCUUCUACUGCUACUCAAAACGCAACGUCGGGCCUGCAACGGGCCCGUCUUCGCAGAUGCGCUGCACCUAGACGUUGGCCCCAACGCUGGUGGGCCUUAAACGCCUGACCGGACGUUCAAAAGAGUAUUGAGAUGCAGAGCGGUGGACUGCCGCAGCAGCCGCAGCCGGCGCCUCAGGUUGUGGCGCAUCAGCAGCAGGCGCUGGCGCACCUGUAUGGCCAGGCAUUUCUUCAUCUCCAAGAGACUCAGAUAGCUGAGAUGCAGUGGAGGCUGGAGCUGUCUGCCAAGCUUGAGGCAGUCCUUGAGAAACUGCGGGAGCGGAACCAAGCCACCGCAAACAUCUGCUUGUGCCAGACCUGGCUGGGAGCGGAUGGUUGCGAGGUGCAGAACCCAAACUCGUUGGAAGUGACGCUCUGGGCAGACCCGCGCCUGGGCUUCGUGCUGGACCCGUUGUUUAACGAGCUGCGCGUGAAGAGCUGCCAAGGGCCAGUCUUCUUCCGGAACUCCAUGCCCGGCAAGGUGUGGCGCUCGGGGGCGGUGCAGAUCGUGCAAAACCUGCGCAUCCUGCCGCCCACGCUGCACCCGCGCAGCCAGCUUUCCGAGGAGGCGCUCGAGCGGCUGGCGGAGGCCCUGUACAUCCCCAUCUACGACCUGGCGCGCCCGCUCAAGGGCCAGGUCUGCGUGCUGGAGGUACUGCUGUCCACGCGCGCCACCGAGGCGAUGCUGGUCGCCGACGUCAUCAGCUUCAUCGGCAGCCUGCUCACCGCGCUGAACCUGUCGCUGGCCAACCCCAUCCAGCCGCCCAUCCGGCGUAGCGUCCUGUGCGGCCGCCGCGCGCGCGCGCCCGACUCGGACGGGGAAGGCAGCGACGGCGAGAGGCCGGGGUCGGGGCGGGGCGCGGGGUCCGGCAAGCCUGCGGCUGCGCCGAAGCCGCCGUUGCCGCCCCAAGCGGCGGGCGCAGCGGGUCAGGCGGGCGGCAGCGGGGCACCGACGUCAACGCCGCCGCCGCAACCGCCGCCGCAGCAGGCGGGCACCGUGGCAUGUGGAGCGGCGGCGGGCGCUGGUGUGACGGCGCGCGGGUGCUGCCCUGCCACGGGCCCUGCGACGUCAGAGCAGCCCACGCUGCCGGCGAGCCCUAGCCCGGAGCGCCUUGGCCGCAGCAGCGAGGUUUCAGCGGCGGCAGGGGGCGCCCCUUCCGCGCAGCCGGGAGCCGCCGCUGCCGAGGGCGUGCAGGCUGAGGUGGAGCAGCAGGCGGAGCAGGAGGACGGCGCGGCCGUCAGCGCGCUGCGCAUGCCACGCAAGGUGCGCAAGGUGCUGGACGGGGCCAUGCAGCGCAGCAAGAGCGUGGUGUCAGUGGCGGCGCUGUCGCAUGGAAUGGCGGAUGAGGACGAGGAGGAGGAGGAGGAGGAGCGGCUGGCGGAGGCAGCUGCGGCCGCGGCGAGGGCCGCGCAGGCAGCUGCAGCAGCAGCGGCGGCGGCGGUAGUGGUGCAGCCGGCGGCGGCGCCGAGUGAAGCGACAAAGUAGGUUCCGGGUGUUACGAUCAUCAACACAACGCACGCAACAGCAAGCACUGGGCAGCUUGUUACGCGGAUCAUUAUGAUGCGAAUGCGUUCAUUGUCCCCAGAGUCAGAGGCCGCUCUUGUGUCGUGAUUGGACAUUCAAGCCCGGCACCAAAGCUCCUUUGUCCCUUGUCAUCCUUUGGCACGGGCAAACAUUUUUGACGGCUCUUUCGGCCGUCUUCAUGAUGAUAAUCAGUAGUAUAGCGCCGUAUGUGUGCGUGUGUUUGUCCAAUCUUCUUUCUCGGGAAUUCCCGGGCCGCCACCUGGAUUCGCUGCGCUCAGGUCGCAGAUGCUUCUCCAGCAAUGGCUUUUGCAUAAAGGGCCCGCCCAUUGUUUCUCGAGUCGUGACCGCACGCUCGUGUGUGAGUACAAUAGGUACGGUAGUGUUUUCGUUUGUGUAGGUUUGAGAUGCUUUCUGGUUUGGGUGGUGUGUGUGUGGAUGGCGCGUCGGAACACAUCGCCACAGUGUUUGCAUCCGUGCGGAUUGUUUUUGAGCAUCUAUUUCGAAGGCCGAGGCUGUCGGGGUGCUGGCUGGCAGUUAUUGCGAGGUGCCGUCGGCUUUUGUGACACUGGGCAGGGAAAUGGGGUGGAGGAAAGGGUGGCGAACGGCAAGACGUUUUACGGGUCUUGGUGGCAGAUUUUGCAGAGCGUCCAGGCGCAGGAAUCGAGGGCAUGAGAGGACGAUUUUCCGUGCAACAGAAGAGCGCCGAAGAAAUCGUGAGAGGCGUGAGGCGUUGGCGAAGAGCAGGAGAGCGCAGGCAAAGGAAUGCUUUAAUGUCAGACCGGCCGGUGCAGGCUGGUGCCGCAACGCGCAGUAUGCGACUAUGGUUAUCAUGGCUGCACGCUGCUGUGCUACCGAAUGUAAACAAUAUUUCAU
Chlamydomonas reinhardtii is the source of this 2544-nucleotide messenger RNA. RefSeq lists its product as uncharacterized. NCBI's taxonomy places the organism in Eukaryota, Viridiplantae, Chlorophyta, Chlorophyceae, Chlamydomonadales, Chlamydomonadaceae. The record is from RefSeq and is a predicted model, not a curated record. The coding region runs from base 241 to 1632 and encodes 463 amino acids. The transcript has 5 exons.